Messenger RNA from Aspergillus wentii DTO 134E9, 1587 nucleotides. RefSeq lists its product as uncharacterized. The record is from RefSeq and is a predicted model, not a curated record. NCBI's taxonomy places the organism in Eukaryota, Fungi, Ascomycota, Eurotiomycetes, Eurotiales, Aspergillaceae. Bases 1 to 1587 code for a protein of 528 amino acids. The transcript is spliced from 2 exons.
AUGGUUUCACUCUGGGGUAGAAGGAACGGCAAUGCAGAGAGAGCGGAGGAUCAGGAGCAUGAAGAUGACGACCAGACGGAGCGAAUUCGACGACCCGUGGAGCCAGAUGAACGGUCUCGAUUAUUGCCUCGAGACCCUACUUGGUUGAGUCCCGAUGACCCUGCAGUCUCUCCUUAUAACCUGUGGAGCAUCCGAGCUUUGCAUGGGCUUACUUCAGUCUUUCUGGGCUUGAGUUUCAUUUGGUGGACAUUCAUACUCGUUUCGCUCUUCGUCGACCCACCGGCUAUGCACACUCGCGGAUCAGGAUUCUUCUCCUUCUCGUUCACGACAUUGACUGUUGGAUAUCUUAUAAUCGCAUUGAUGUUCUUUACCAUUCCGUCGAAACCUAUGACUCUGUGGGGAGUUGUGCUGUCCAUAUUUCUCCUGGUGGACAUGUGUGUCAUCUUUGGGGUGCCCAGUCUUCGCGUGGAAGAAGGCUGGGUGGGAAUUGCCUCGGUGGUCUGGGCGACAUUCAUAUCAUUCUACAACAUCAUUCAGAACUGGUCCGUCGCGUGGGGCAAAAGAGAAGAGGAAGAGCGGCUCACAGGCAGAGGUGAUCAGCGACGCCCGCUCAAAGAGUGGAUUGCCGUUCUUGCAGAGAGCAUCAUCAUCGUUGUUCUGGCUAUUGUUUCCAUCCUCUUUACUGCCAGCUUGGUCCUGCGUGCUCGAGACGCUACCCUCCCUGCUCCGGGUUCGCUAUACUCCGUGACUGGCCAGAACUAUCGGGUUCAUCUAGCGUGCUUUGGUAAAAACACCGACCAGAAAUCUGGUGGACACUCGCUGCCUACUAUUCUCGUCGAGGGUGGCGAGGGUCCAGUCGAAGAGACCCUGGAGCCAUUCAUCCACAACGCAUAUAAGAAGGGGACAAUCGGUCGGUACUGCUACUGGGAUCGACCGGGGCUUGGCUGGUCUGAUAAUGCACCAUCUCCACACUCUGCCGGAAUGGCUGCAGACUCUCUAGGCGAGGCACUCGCGCUCGCUGGUGAAGAGGGACCCUGGAUUCUAGUCUCUGCGGGAGUCGGUAGCAUCUACAGCCGUAUCUUCGCUACUCGACACAUCACCGAGGUACAAGGGAUGUUCCUAAUCGACGGCACCCACGAAGCCUACCUCUCCAACAUUGGAAAGCCUGGUCGCGGAUUUCUCCUCUGGUUGCGUGGAGUCUUCUCCCCACUUGGUCUGGACCGAAUCGCCGGAGCAAUCUUCAAGGGUCGCAGCCGUGAAGACCGUGUAUACGGCCGCAGCGCCUACCAAACCGGUAGAUACAUCAAAGCCAAACUCCAAGAGAACCUGGUCGCAGAGACAAUCACCAAAUCCGAGAUCCAGACUGCGCGGCACGUUCAGAUGCAAGACACCCCGCUCAUGGUGGUUAGCUCGGGCAUUGAAGUCGGCAAGAGCAGAGAUUGGGCUGCGCGCCAGGAAGAACUGACCAAAAUCACUGAUAGUCUUAUGGAAUGGGACGUGGUCGAUGGUGCGCCACAUGAAGUGUGGAGGUCUUUUGAAGGCCGACAGAUUCUGGAGUUGAGAUUAAGGCAGUUGGUUAGGGCUUGA